AUGUUGGUGCUGGUGAUCGGUAUGCUUGUGCUGGUAACUAACUUGCCGGACAAGUUCCAGCAACUCUUGGCUCCUGGCAAGAUUGAGCAAGUGAUUUGCACAGGGAAUAUAUGCGACAAGCCCACGUUCGACUUUCUCCGCGCGCUUUCGAGUGAGUUGCACGUCGUGCGCGGCGACUAUGACGAGGUCUUGCCCGUUGGCGACAAGGGCGCACUUGCAAACUUGGCACGAUCUAUGGGCGUUGAUGUGCUGCUGAGCGGCGCUACACACAAAUUUGAAGCUUAUCAGUAUGAAGGCUACUUUUUUGUGAACCCUGGCAGUGCGACCGGCGCAUGGAUUUCGGAGUCUAGCGCGGUGUGCGGCGCCGAAACGUGGGAAAAGGGCCCUUUGCACGAGUCUGGGGCCAAAGAUACCACUGAAAAACCAGGAUGUACUGCGCACAACAAGACGCCCGAGCCCCGCAACGGACCUCCGCCUUUACUCAACGAAUUGAGCGACGGCACGAUCCCCUCGUUUGCAUUGCUCGACAUUCAAGGCCCACUUGUGGUCGUCUACGUAUACCAGUACAUCGGCGGUGAUGUAAAGGUAGAGCGGCUCGAAUAUUGGAAGCCGAUGCCGCAGGAAACCACGCAGGAGCCAGCGGCGCCGGAACCUGUAACAACCCUAAUGUGA
Messenger RNA from Malassezia vespertilionis, 672 nucleotides. It is a transcript of the gene vps29, whose product is annotated as Vacuolar protein sorting-associated protein 29. Gene Ontology annotation, biological process: intracellular protein transport; retrograde transport, endosome to Golgi. NCBI's taxonomy places the organism in Eukaryota, Fungi, Basidiomycota, Malasseziomycetes, Malasseziales, Malasseziaceae. Gene Ontology annotation, cellular component: endosome; retromer complex. Bases 1 to 672 code for a protein of 223 amino acids. The transcript is spliced from 4 exons. The record is from RefSeq and is a predicted model, not a curated record.